AUGGCCGCUGGAGGGGGCCACACCGUUCUGCUCCAGAGCGAUGGCACCGCCGUGGUGUGUGGCGAGGAUGGCGUCGACCAGUGCGACCUCCCGGUGCCAGCAGAAGGCCUGAGCUUCACGCAGGUGGCCGUUGGACGGGGCCACAUCGUUCUGCUCAAGAGCGGUGGCGCCGCCGUGGCGUGUGGCGUUAAUGGCGCGGGCCAGUGCGACCUCCCAGCGCUGGCGGAAGGCCUCACGUACGUAGCUAAUUUGCCCACGUUGCUCUUGCAGGCAUUUGUCGACACUUGCUUCAUGACGCUGGGUGCUCUUGCAGGCAUUUGUCGGUUGUGGCCGCACCAGACGCUCGCCUGGCCACCAUUCGAAAGCAGUUGA
Messenger RNA from Prorocentrum cordatum, 372 nucleotides. NCBI's taxonomy places the organism in Eukaryota, Dinophyceae, Prorocentrales, Prorocentraceae. The record is from the annotation of a GenBank genome assembly.